Messenger RNA from Verticillium alfalfae VaMs.102, 861 nucleotides. RefSeq lists its product with no specific name. Gene Ontology annotation, molecular function: oxidoreductase activity. Bases 1 to 861 code for a protein of 286 amino acids. The record is from RefSeq and is a predicted model, not a curated record. The transcript has 2 exons. NCBI's taxonomy places the organism in Eukaryota, Fungi, Ascomycota, Sordariomycetes, Glomerellales, Plectosphaerellaceae.
AUGGUCACGAUCCACAUCGAAGUCGUUUCCGACACCCUUUGUCCCUGGUGCUACAUCGCCAAAGCCAAUCUCGACCGCGCCAUCGCCCUGCACCGCGAGCGCGACCCUGAUACUGUCUUCCACGUGGUGUGGAAGCCCUUCUACCUGUACCCCAACUUGCCUCCAACUAACCAACCCCGAGCGCCCCUUUACCCCUUUGCGCCAGAUAUUCAGUCCCGCCUCACGACCGCCGCCCAGGAGGCCCGCCUGACGCUGUCCCCCGCGUCCUUCACGGCUGGCAGAGCAGGGAACUCCCGCCCAGCCCACCAGCUCCUACGCCACCUCGCUCGCUCCCAGUCGUCGUCGCCAGCAUCAACCCCGUCUCCGAGAGCCACAAGCUCCUCAGCACCCUUCCCGUCAGUCCCCGGCCACGGUUACGCGCAGCCCCGCGGCGCCAUGCCUGCCUAUUCCACACCACAGUCCCGCUUUCUCGACGCUCUCUUCCAUGCCCACUUUGCUCGAUGUCUCGACGUCUCCAACCGAGAGGUUCUCCUCGAGCUCGCGGUCAAGGCGGGUCUGGGGCGCGCCGAGGCACAUGACGUACUCGAGAGUGAGGAGAGCCGUCGGGGGACGGACGAAGAGGCAGCGCGCGCGAGGGGGGAGAGGGGCGUCGAGGGAGUCCCGACCAUGACCAUACAGGGUCAAUGGAGGGUCGGCGGCAUGCAGGGCGUUGAAUUGCUGCUUGGCGUUUUCGAGAAGGCAGCGAGGGGAGUCGCAGCUGGAGGAGCGGGCGGUAGCGGCGGCAGAAGUCACUACGAAGGGGCAACGAGGCAGGGGAGUCGAGGGAGUGACAUGUGGCUGAGUAGCAUACUAGACGCAUGA